AUGGGAAAAAUCUUAUACACAUUUGUAGACUCAUUAGGAAAUGAUGAGUCACAACGAUUCUAUACAACGAAAGCAAAAUAUUAUAUUGCAGAAGGACAACGAUUAUUUAAAGAUCGACAACAACCACAUCUUCAAUCGUUUUAUUCAAAAAGUGCAGAAAUAUUUCCUAGACUUUGUGUUAAUAUGCAGCGUCUUUUAGACGCAAUGCUUGUUUUAUUCGAAAUGAGAAAAAAUAAAGAUUUGCAAUUUACACAAAUUGUUGAUCAAACAUUUGUUACAAAAGCAAAAUUUUACAUUGAGAAACAUUUGAUCUUUAACAAACAUCCUAAUGGUGAUAUUGUUAGUUAUGUUUCGUUAGAAACAUGUCAUAUUACUGCAAAUUUAUUCGACAAUUACUUGUUUAAGAC
Messenger RNA from Rotaria sp. Silwood1, 407 nucleotides. The record is from the annotation of a GenBank genome assembly. Lineage: Eukaryota; Metazoa; Rotifera; Eurotatoria; Philodinida; Philodinidae.